Molecule: messenger RNA, 899 nt
Organism: Monopterus albus (swamp eel)
Lineage: Eukaryota; Metazoa; Chordata; Actinopteri; Synbranchiformes; Synbranchidae
Gene: pane1
Product: proliferation associated nuclear element
Exons: 6
Coding region: 149-703 (184 amino acids)
Source: RefSeq, a predicted model, not a curated record
CAGCGUCGUGACAUCACGUCGACACAUCCGUCAGACGCACGUUCAGAAAAGAAGCGCGAGAUAACCUGUUGUGGCAAGGAAGGUUUUGAAAUUUGGUUUAAUUUACUGAGUUUAAGAAACUGGGAUUGUUUUAAGUGUUUAUAUUAGGAUGUCGUUGCUGCAGCCAUUUAAUAAGCUGCCUAGUUUGAACACAGCGAACAUCUUGCUGGUGGAAAAUGAGGAGCAGUUUCAGCAGAGCUUAGCUGAUGCUCUGGUGGAGGAGAGCAGUGUCAUUGUCAAUGUGAGACUUGCCAAGAGUCUCCCUGUGCCCACAGAGAACGAGACCAGUCGUCCAAGAAUCGACCUGGUGGUGUUCAUCAUCAAUCUGACCUCAGAGCUCAGUUUUGAGUCAGCAGAAGCUUCCCUGAAAUAUUUGGACUGUGGAUACUUUCUUGGAAAAGUGUGCUUCUUGGUCACUAAUGCUCGUAGCGUUUCAGUCCCCGCUGAGCGUCUGGAUGCUGUCAGAAAGCUGGCUGCUUUGUUUCACUGCCCCCUGCUGUUUGUAGAGGAUCAGACAGCAGACGGUGUGGCCAGUGCUGCAGAGAGGUUACUGACCAUCCUGAAGGUGGCGGCCGGACAUGUUCCCAUAACGACAUCUCUCUACAUGUCCAUCCUGGCCCAGUGCACCGUGCCCCCAGACAUUGACCAGCCGAGCUUUGACUAGUUCCUUUGAAUGAUUUCUUGACUUUAUUGUGUGUAUAUAUAUAUAUAUAUGCAUUUAUUGCUUUAACAGGUGAUGUGUAGCCAUGAUGUUUCAUUUUAAUUAUUUUACAUUACAUGUUAGUGAUUUAACUUUUGGCAGCUGCACUUUCUGUUUGCACCUUACAGUAGUGUUCCUUGUGUGUUUUUAUUUUUGUGCA